Saccostrea echinata is the source of this 2301-nucleotide messenger RNA. Its product is annotated as transketolase-like protein 2. Bases 139 to 2013 code for a protein of 624 amino acids. Gene Ontology annotation, molecular function: transketolase activity; thiamine pyrophosphate binding. The record is from RefSeq and is a predicted model, not a curated record. The transcript has 12 exons. Lineage: Eukaryota; Metazoa; Mollusca; Bivalvia; Ostreida; Ostreidae.
GUUCAUAUCGUGUUGACAUUUCCUCUGAUUGAGUCCUUAUCCUGAGUUGUUCAUCUUCCCGACUUGUUUGCACGGUUACGCUGGUCCAGGCUCACUGUGUUUUAUAUUUUAUUGGCUGUCUUUUCUGUGUGGAGAAAUAUGGCUGGAACUAUUGAUUCUCAGACCAAACAGGUUCUGAUAGACAUUGCUAAUAAGCUGAGAAUUCACAGUAUUGAAUCUACCACUGCUGCUGGUACUGGACAUCCAACAUCAUGCUGUUCUAUUGCGGAAAUAAUGUCUGUCCUGUUCUUCAACACCAUGAAGUACUCCAUAUCAGAACCAAGGGGAGCUAACAAUGACAGAUUUGUCCUCUCAAAGGGACAUGCUGCCCCGAUCCUGUAUGCUGCCUGGGCAGAGGCAGGUCUCUUUCCAACAUCAGAGCUUUUGAAGCUCCGUAAAAUUGAAUCUGACCUUGAAGGACAUCCUACUCCUAGGCUGAAUUUUGUUGACGUGGCCACUGGUUCUCUGGGACAAGGCUUGAGCUGUGCAGCUGGGAUGGCAUACACCGGGAAAUACUUUGACAAAGCUGACUACCGAGUGUUCUGCAUUAUUGGUGAUGGAGAGAGUGCAGAAGGGUCAAUCUGGGAGGCCAUGGCCUUCAGCAGUUACUAUAAACUUGACAACCUGGUGGCCAUCUUUGAUGUGAACCGGCUGGGUCAGAGUGAACCUACAAGUCUACAGCAUGAGAUGGAUGUUUACAGGAAGAGAGCCGAGGCUUUUGGCUGGAAUACAAGUGUCGUUGAUGGCCAUGAUGUAGAAGCUCUGUGUAAAGCUUUCCAUGACGCCAGUACCGUGAAGGGCAGACCUACCUGUAUCCUGGCCAAGACCUUCAAAGGCAAAGGAAUUCCAGGCAUUGAGGAUCAGGAGAACUGGCAUGGUAAACCCUUGUCUGCCAAAUCAGAGGCUGCCAUACAGGCCAUUAUGGAGAACAUUGCAAACAAAGGACCCCACGGACUGACCCCCAAACCCCCCAGUAACCUCGCCAAACCUGUCAACAUCUCCAACAUCAAGCUGUCCGAACCUCCCACAUAUGACAAAGGAGCUACAGUUGCAACAAGAGCUGCUUAUGGAACUGGUCUUGUAAAGCUGGGCAAAAACAAUGACAGAGUGAUCGCCAUGGACGGAGACACUAAAAAUUCUACAUUUGCCAUCAAACUGAAGGAGGCUUUUCCGGACCGGUUUAUCGAGUGCUUCAUCGCUGAACAGAACCUGGUUGGAGUGGGAAUCGGUUGUGGAACCAGAGGGAGAACCGUACCAUUUAUCUCUACAUUUGCCUGCUUUCUGACCAGAGCCUUUGACCAGAUCAGAAUGGGUGCUAUCUCUCAGACUAAUGCUAACUUUGUGGGCUCUCAUUCUGGAGUCUCUAUUGGUGAAGAUGGUCCCUCCCAGAUGGCACUGGAAGACCUAGCCAUGUUCCGUACUAUCCCAGGGUCCACGGUCUUCUACCCCAGUGAUGCUGUAUCUACAGAGAGGGCCAUGGAGUUGGCAGCUAACACCCCUGGGGUCUGUUUCAUCAGAACAAGUCGUCCCAAUACUCCCAUAAUCUACAGUGCUGAUGAUGAUCUUCAGAUUGGAAAAGCUAGGGUGGUACGUAAGAGUGACAGUGACAAAGUGACAGUGAUUGGCUGCUGCGUGACCUUGUUCGAGGCCCUGAAGGCCGCAGACAAACUCGCUGUUGACGGAGUGAACAUCCGAGUGAUUGACCCCUUCACCAUUAAACCAAUUGAUGAAGAAUUGAUCCGAAAGAAUGCCAAAGAAACAGGAGGAAAGAUCAUAACUGUGGAGGAUCAUUACCCUGAAGGAGGUCUAGGGGAGGCUGUUUGCUCAGCUGUGGCAUGUUGUCGCGACAUCACCGUCAAGAAGCUUGCUGUUCCCGAAGUCCCAAGAUCUGGCAAAAGUGCGGAACUCCUGGAGAAAUACGGAAUCAGUGCAAACUGCAUUGUUAAGGCCGUCAACCAAAUUCUGUCCCAGUAAAAUGGUGCUUUAGUACACAAACUCUCCAAAUAGAAAUGCUAGACCUUUAUCAAAUUUUAUCACAUAUAUUAUGACUUGUACUAGUUAUUCUUUUAUUUAUAUGUGUAUCUCCUUGAUUUUUUGCCAAUUCAAACGUUUUUUGCUAGAUAAGCAUUUCCAUGUUAAAUGGUUUUGAGCGACCUAGUGCUGUAUCUCCUUGUCUCAGAACAGUUGUUGACCAACAGAUGUACUGUUUGUUUUUGAAAAUGAUUUUGUCAAAGAACAAAGAAAUAAAAGUUAAACAAUCAA